Molecule: messenger RNA, 928 nt
Organism: Heterobasidion irregulare TC 32-1
Lineage: Eukaryota; Fungi; Basidiomycota; Agaricomycetes; Russulales; Bondarzewiaceae
Exons: 7
Coding region: 94-828 (244 amino acids)
Source: RefSeq, a predicted model, not a curated record
GGCUCCAAAGGUGUUAGGGCGCACGCGUCAUGGAAGGAUCCUCAGCCAUACGAAGUCCUACGUGCAGUAGAGCGCAAAGAUAUUGUCUACCUGAUGGAGGUCCGAGACCAUGCGUUUCAUCUGCUUGUUCGACGCUCGGGUGGUGUAACGCCUCUUCUCCACGCCAUGAGAAUCGGUAAAUCGCAUAGAGAUGUCGCCAUUAUCUUAACAGGAGCUUUUUCGCGCUUUGUGAACCACCUUGAAGAUGAUGCAAUGGUCCUCCCGCGUACGAAGGUGAUUUUGAAGGCAAUACGUUCAAAUCUAAAACUAGCGAUUGAUUACGGUCUUCAGAGUUCACAGAGCGACCUCAUCGCCUCGUUUUUACAGACACUCGUCAUGAGUGAGGGUGAAAAGUGGAUUUUGGCACAAAUAUCAAACGUUGGCACAGCUCUCCGCGCUGGGACGUCAGGCCAGCCGGUCCAGACAGCUCAAAAUGCUGUUCGCAGUUUCGCUACAAAAGAGCUCGGCAAAGCCCACGCCAUCGCAACCUUGGAAGAUUACAUCGCAAACUCUACCAGCGACUUGUUAAUGAUGGCUGCUUGGUCGCUCACCCAGGAGGCAGCUUCGGAUGGUCCAAUACCGACUUGGUACUUCGCUCGGGAUGAUCGUGUGUAUAAGGCAUUUUGCAGUCUGUUGGACCAGCAUCAAGACAAUGCUAGACGGAAGCUUACGAAACGGCUAAGAUGGCAAAUCAGGGUUCUACGGGCAGUUCUCGAAGGUCGACAGAUGUCUUGGCGUAGCAAGGUGAAUAUCUUGAUUGAAGAACUAGAUACUGGAGAAGGCAUAUAGGCGGGAAGCUCCUCUUUAUGCGCACAAGGUUCACAGGUCGUUGUACGCUCAUGAUUCAAUUUUCAUGCAGGGUUUGUGCACAUCUACAUCCUUAUUGACC